AUGAUGGACGGAUUUCUAACAACACAUUCAUUUCGUUUCAAUCAUUCGCCUCCUCAGUCUAAGUCUGUUAAUAUAUUACCGUAUAAAAAUCGAUUAAUUGACACUUCACUAUGGAACAAAACCUUUUGCGAACCGUUUGAACAAUCGGUCAAUUCAUCCACUUCCUCCGGUAUCUCUUCUCUAACAUCCGAUCAUGAGGAUCUUGAUGAAAUAUCAUCACUAUCUAAUUCAUCGAAGUUAAAUUGCUUUCAUUUAUCGAAAAAAAUAUCACAAAAACAACUAUCUUGUCCACAAACGCAUGUAUUAGAACCAAAACAAUCAUUAACAAAAAACUUUUUUAAAUUAAAUAAAUUUUAUCGUAGUCAAGAGCGUAUUUCAACAACAUUAUCAUUACAAACAAAUUCACAUAAAUAUUUUUAUGAUGAAUGUAACGAUAAUUCUCAGAUUGUAGUUUAUGAACGUGUAUGGAAUCUAGAAGAACAACAACAACAAUUUCGAAAAAAAUUAAACGAUUUAUCAAAUAAUACGAUUUCAUCAUUAUCAUCAUUGAAAUCAUUGUCUGUAGAUUCCGACGACACGUUUCAAUAUUCAGAUUGUCCGUAUGUAACUACAAAUGAUAUUAUCAAUCAUCAAUCUACAGUACACAAUUUAAACCGUAUUGAUGAUCAUGAAUUACUAAUGAGAGCACCAUGGUUCCAAGAAGGUCUAUCACGUGAUAUAUGUGAAGAAUAUUUAUACUUAUUUGAACCGGGCGCAUUUGUUAUUAGAAAAAGUUAUACACAUAACAAAUCCUAUGCGUUAUCAUUGAGAGUACCACGAACAGAAAAAACCUUCGUUGAACAUUAUUUAAUUGAAAAUAUAGACAAUGGAUAUCGAAUAAAGCUUUUGAAGAAAUAUACCUCGCCUCAUGAACCUCGCAAUUUUUCUCGCGGUUCAUUCACCUCUGACGAGUUGAGCAUGACUGCCAUUUUCCUAAUCAUAUUUCUGUCUACGAAAGUUAUCACAGUAGUUGCCGAUGAACAAGCGAUUAAUGGAUCUGAAAACAGUAUACCUUCUGCGAAAGAAUUGAGUAACAGUACCAAAAUAACACAAUUACAAAUCACUGCUGAUACAUCAUUAUCAGCAAAUAAUCAAUCUGUUUUAUUAUCCACUCCAGUUCAAAAUGAAACGACAACCGGUAGCAACACAACAAGUUCAUCGAAAGAUGAAUCAGAAUCAUCUAAGAGCUCGCUCCCACAAACAAUUACAAUUAAUUUAAGCGAAAAUAAUGCUACAAAUCCAGCAAGCCAAAAUCGUUCUGAUGCACACGCCACAAUUACUGAUAAUGUUGCGAUUGAAGCAUCAUCUGCAAACUCGAACAACUCAAAUUUCCACACUGAAUUCUCAUCAGUAAUCACCAGUAAUGCAAAAAACGCAUCUGAAUCGAUCUCGACGAGUGUUACCGUUAAUCAACUGCAGAAAGGUGACAAUAGUAGUGGAAAACUCACAUCUACCUCAAUCGAUUUAACGCACCCAAAAAUAGCUUUUACAAAAAAUGAUAGUAGUUUGUCUUUGAAUGUAACAUUGACUGAACAAAAUAAUACAAUGACAGAAAAAAAUUACAACAGCAUUCAUAAACAUGAAAUGGUAACACCAGUCGGUCAUACCCAACUGAAUAUUAGUUCUGAAAUCCAGGGAACGAAUAAUAAUAUGUCGGUUGAGUUUGGAGUCUCAGAAAAAGCAAACCAGAACUCGACACAAUCGACAUCAAAUACGACCGUUGAUGAUACGAGUGAAAAAUUAAAACUGAUUGAAUCGAAAACUGUUGUUAUAAGUAAUAACACCGAACAUUUAUUUAAUCAAACAAUGGAAAAACUUUAUCAUUUAGUUGAAUCUCAUUUAUCGAAUUUCAGUACAGAUUUACCUUCGUCUUCAUCUAAUGUUGUCGCUCGUAUUGUUCAUACGAUUGAAGAUGAUCAUGGUUUGACGUUAGCUACAACAAGUCAAUUGAAGAAAGGCGAAGUUCAAAUGGUUGUUGACACGGUGAAAGAUAUUUUAUAUGACAUAUUAGCACAAGGACCAGCUAUUGUUUUAAAUACAACAAUUCGAAAAUCAUUUGGGAAAGAGAAUGAGCACAUGCACGAUAAUAUUUUCAUAUCAUUUCAAAAACGCAACGAGAGUGUUCAUCGACAUUCAGAAAAUACAACGAAAUUUAAUCAAGGUCAAUUGUUAACAGCAAGAAAUAAUACUGCUUCAGUACACGUAGAUACUGAGGAUAGUGGUAAAAAAGUACUGAAAUUAGUGGAUAAUUCAGAAAUUAAUAUUUUUAAGUUUAUUGAAAUUGAAAAUUCAACGACAAGUAGUGAAUCAACAUGUAGCAUAAUAGUAAAAAUAGCUGAACAAUCUUAUUGUGCAAAACUUGAAAUUAAAGUUAGUUCCAGUCAAUCGCAAAACCAAACAGGAACAGCAAGAGAUCCUACGGAAAUUGUAACCUUAGUCAAAAUUUUACGACCGGCUAUACAUACUCUUAAUCAUGCCGUAUUCAGUCCGCCAUCAGGAAAUAUUGAACAUUCGACACAUGGUUCAGGUUCAUCAAUAAAAUCACAACAUCUGACGUCAACAGCAUCCAGUGAAGUUCCAGCAUCGUGGUUGCAAUGGUUAACAUCGACCUAUCCAGAAUCAAAACAAAGUAUGGUUUCGAAUAUAAGAACGUCACAAGCUGAUCAAUCAGAUCAAGUCAAUAUCAUUUGCUAUUAUACAAACUGGAGUCAAUAUCGAAAUGGUGCAGGAAAAUUUUAUCCAGAAAAUAUUGAUCCAACAUUGUGUACACAUAUCAUCUACGCAUUUGGUCAAAUAAAAGAUGGAGUAAUAGCCGCUUAUGAAUGGAAUGAUGAAGAUAGUGAAUGGUCCACGGGAAUGAUGUCACGUAUGAUGGCCUUAAAAAAACAGAAUCCAUCGUUAAAAGUGUUAUUGGGUGUCGGAGGAUGGAAUCAUGGAUCUGGAAAAUUUUCGGAUAUGGUACAAAAUACAACAUCGAGAAAUACGUUUGUGAGAACAGCCGUUAUCUAUCUUCAAAUGCACAAAUUUGAUGGCCUCGACCUCGAUUGGGAAUAUCCUGGCUCACGAGAUGGUUCACGACCAACUGAUAAAGUUUUUUAUACAACACUACUUCAAGAAUUGAAAAGAGCCUUUCAACCAUAUGGUUUGUUGUUGAGCGCUGCUCUGGCAGCUGGAAAGUCGACUAUUGAUGCCGGCUAUGAAAUAUCCAAUGUCUGUAACCUCUUAGAUUUAGUUAAUAUAAUGGCUUACGAUUUACAUGGUUCAUGGGAGACAAAAACAGGUAUUAAUUCUCCAUUGUUUGGCCGAAGUAGUGAAACUGGCGCGGACAAAAUACUCAAUACGGACUGGGUUAUUCAAUAUUGGAUAAGCAACGGUUGUUCACCAUCAAAAAUUAAUAUGGGUAUGGCGUUGUACGGUCGAACGUUUCGUCUCAGUAGUCCGAGCCAACACGAUAUUGGGGCACCAGCCAAUGGUGCCGGAGCAGCGGGACAGUUUACCGGUGAAGCUGGUUUUCUGUCUUAUUAUGAAAUAUGUCAGAAAUUACAACAAGGCUGGACAUCUGUCUAUGACGAAGAAUCAAAAGGAAAUUAUGCUUAUAAAAAUAGUGACUGGGUUGGCUAUGAUGAUAUGUAUACAAUUGCUUACAAAGCACAAUAUGCUCAAAAAAUGGGUCUUAAAGGACUAAUGUUCUGGGCUUUAGAUUUAGAUGAUUUUUCUGGUAGUUUCUGUAACCAAGGAAAAUAUCCGUUGAUUAAUACGGCUAUUAAAUCAAUACGUGGUAAUAGUCUAUCAUUACCAUCUAGACCCCCACUUCCGGUUCCAUCUACUACAACGUCAACACCAGCUUCUUUCUCUAUACCAAGUGGCACUAAUACUCCCACAAAGCCAUCAAGAAUUGUUUGUUACUACACGAAUUGGGCACAAUACCGACCCGGUAUUGGAAAAUUUGUACCAGAUAAUUUAGAUGUUUCAUUAUGUACGAAUAUAAUUUUUGCAUUUGCCGUAUUAAAAAAUUCUCAACUUGCUUCGUACGAGUGGAACGAUGAAGAUACGGAAUGGAGUAAAGGCAUGUACUCUCGAUUAAUUGCACUGAAAACGAACAAUCCUUCACUAAAAGUAUCUUUGGCUGUUGGUGGGUGGAAUUUUGGUAGUGGUGAAUUCAGUAACAUGGUGUCAGAUACAUCUUUGAGACAAGCAUUUGUUACACAAGCAUCCCAGUUUAUUCGUCAACACAAUUUUGAUGGUCUGGAUAUUGACUGGGAAUAUCCGGGUAGUAGAGAUGGUAGUCGACCCGGAGACAAAGCUUUAUUUAUUACCUUGUUGAAAGAAUUAAAACGAGAAUUCUCACAAUAUAAUCUGUUACUCACCGCAGCUGUUGGAGCUGGACAAAGUACGAUAUUGGCGGCUUAUGAAAUAGAAAAUAUGGCGAAAUAUUUAGAUUUUAUUAAUCUUAUGACGUAUGAUCUACACGGUGGCUCGUGGGAAUUCACCACUGGUCUUCAUACAGCAUUGUAUGCGCGACCUGAAGAAACUGGAUACGCAGCGACACUCAAUGCGGAUUGGGCUGUACGAUAUUGGAUGGCAAAUGGUAUGCCGAAAGAAAAAAUAGUUAUGGGAUUGGCUACUUAUGGAAGAACAUUCAAAUUAAACUCCACACAAACUUCGAUCGGUGCAUCGAGUUCGGGUCCGGGUGAUGCAGGAAAAUAUACGGGUGAAGCCGGAUUUUUAUCUUAUUAUGAAAUUUGUGAAAAAUUAAACAAUGGCUGGACAAAAGUGUAUGAUAGUGUACAGAAGUCAAUGUACGCCUACGGUGAUCAAAACUGGGUGGGCUAUGAUGAUGUGGAUACAAUUAAAAUACGAGCAAACUAUAUCAUGGCUAUGGGGCUUUCAGGAGCUAUGUUUUGGGCUCCAGAUCUGGAUGAUUUUAGUGGAACAUUUUGUAAUAAAGGGAAAUAUCCACUGAUGAAUAUUGUCAUUGAUACUUUCAAAUCAUCCGUAACGCCGGUUGUUGUACAACCAAUUACUAUAGCAACACCUGGCAUCGAUAUCGAUACGACUUUACCGACAAUAGCACCAGCUUCAUCAGAACCAGUAGAUUCUGUUGAUACAAAUCCGAAUCAACCCGCUUCUGCUCGAAACGGUCCUGUACUAAUGUGUUACUAUACUGCUGAACGUCUUCUGUUGGAAGAUAUUGACUCCACGCUUUGUACACAUAUUGCAUUUGCUUAUGGAAGAAUUGUGAAUAACCAACUAGUCGUUUCAAAGAAGGAUGAUGAAGGCAUCCUUCUCCAAUUGAAAAGAUUAAAAAAUACAAAUCCAGCUUUAAAAAUUGUACUCGCGCUUGGUAAAUGGACUCCGGAUUUCUUGAAUCUUAUUCGUAAUCCACAACAACGUCAAUCAUUCAAUGAAGAAGCAACGGAAUUUUUAUUAACAUAUCAAUUUGAUGGUUUAGAUAUUGAUUGGCGAAUACCAUCGGAGAGUAUUAAUCUUCUUAGAUCAAAUGAUAAAAACUUAUUAAAUAUCUGGCUUAAAGAAUUGAGAGAAAGUUUUGAUCGUCUCGAAUGGUUAUUAACAGUUAGCGUUAGUCCAGAUAAAGCUCUUAUUGAUGGGGCAUAUGAAGCGUUUGAAAUGUCAAAAUACGUGAAUUUUAUCAAUUUGAUGUCAUUUGGUUUUACUUCGUCAGCGCGUUCGAUAGUCAGUUUAAUUAGUCCAUUGUACGCUACUGCUGACCAAAUUGGCUCUAAUCGAUAUCAAAACAUUCACUGGACUGUACAAUACUGGAUAAUGAAUGGUAUGCCGUCAGACAAAAUAUCUCUUGGUUUACCGUUAUUUGGAAAGUCAUUUACAUUGUCAAAUCCAACUCUAACACAAAUUGGAUCGAUGACUACUGGUCCUGGAAAGUCUGGACAAAACUUGAAUAAACGGGGUCUACUUUCCUAUGACGAGAUUUGUCAAAAAUUACGUACUCAAAAUUGGAAACGGUCUUAUAGUCCACAAACACGUUCUCCAUUUGCAUAUAGCAACGAUGGUCAAUGGGUCAGCUAUGAAGAUAUGAAUAGUCUUCGUUUAAAAACGGAAUAUUCAAAACUUCAAAAUUUGGCUGGAGUAAGUUUGGUGUCGUUGGAUAUGGAUGAUUACACAGGUGAUUACUGCAAACAAGGCAAAUAUCCGCUUGUUCGCCAGGUUUACGACACGCUAAUGGGAAACACAGUUAAAACUAUCAAAAAACCAAAUCAAAUACCAAAAAAAGAAUUAACAACCUCAGCAAAUGUUUUCUGUGCGAUAACGAGUGCAUCACAGGAAAAUUAUGGACCAGGCAAAUUUUCACCCGCUGAUGUGAAUGCCCACCUUUGUACUCAUCUAGUUAUUGAAUCUGUUCAACUCGAUCAAAAUUUAUUAGUACCGAAUGAUCAAGAGUUCUACACAAAGAUUGUUCAAUUAAAACAGACAAAUCCAUUUUUGAAACUGAUCGUAUCAAUGAGUGAUGAUUAUCAAAUGAUAACAGAUCUUGAGUUAUUUGUCAGCUCGGCUACUAAUUAUGUACAAAAAUAUGGUUUCGAUGGACUCAUUAUAAAAUGGUCGAAUUUUGCUGAUAAUCAAAUUAUAAUCAAAGCCUUAAGGAAGUCCUUUGUUGAUCAAAAUUUGUUGCUCAUGAUGUCAGUAGCAACAUCAAUUAGCAAAGAGUCAGCUGCCAGUAUUUUCACUCAAGUAUUGAGUUUACAAGCGUAUAUCGAUUAUCUUAUCGUAUUGCCUGUUGAUUAUUCUGACGUUAUGAACGCCACAGUUGCAGAAGCAUGGAAUGGAAUUACCUCAUUAUCGUCAAGUGACAGAUCUGAUACAUCAAUGACAAUGGAAUCUAUGGUCAAAUUGCUCUUAUCAAGUGGUCUUUCGAGAGAAAAAUUGAUUUUAUCAAUACCGACUUAUGGAAUAUCGUAUAAGCUAGCUGAUUCAUCGAAGUUUAAUUUUGGAGAUAGAGUUAUAUCGGCAGGUGAACCAGGACAAUAUACUCAUACAUUGGGCAAGUUGGCUUAUUAUGAGAUUUGUGACAGAAUAAUUGAACAAGGUUGGCAGCAGGUAUUAAGUGGUCAGAAACUAGCAUUAUUUGCUCACAAAGACGAUAAUUGGGUGACGUAUGAUAAUACUGAUACAAUUAGUUUUAAUUCUCACUAUUUAAAUGGAACUGUUGCAUUAAAAGCACGUUAUAUUAGAGAAAAUAAAUUGAGUGGUGCUCUCAUUUAUCCAAUGGAUUUAGAUGAUUUUAGUGGACAAUUUUGUCAGCAAGGCAAAUAUCCUAUAACAUCAACGGUAUUCAAUAUUUUAUCAGAAGUAACCCAUCCAACUGAAAAUGUUCAAACAACAGCAACAACAACAACGACAACUCAGCCUGGUAUCAAUUUAUGUUCAGGAAAAGAAGAUCUCAUACCAGAUAUACUCGAUUGUCGAUUUUAUUAUGUUUGUUUAACGAAAUCAUCGAAACCAGUUGCUCAUCUUCAAUGUCCGAGUAAUAUGUUUUUUUCUCCAGCUGCUAAAGCUUGUAUAGAAUCAGAUUUCGUAAGUACGAUGGUUACGUUCUCACACUUAGUAAAAAAGUUUGUUCUUUUUGUUGUAGCCAUGUAG
Didymodactylos carnosus is the source of this 7656-nucleotide messenger RNA. The record is from the annotation of a GenBank genome assembly. Lineage: Eukaryota; Metazoa; Rotifera; Eurotatoria; Philodinida; Philodinidae.